Molecule: messenger RNA, 1211 nt
Organism: Salvia miltiorrhiza (redroot sage)
Lineage: Eukaryota; Viridiplantae; Streptophyta; Magnoliopsida; Lamiales; Lamiaceae
Product: cold-regulated 413 inner membrane protein 1, chloroplastic-like
Exons: 6
Coding region: 394-1041 (215 amino acids)
Cellular component (GO): membrane
Source: RefSeq, a predicted model, not a curated record
UCCCUUCGAGUACGAAUUCGUUAUAAGUAUAAAUGCAUUUUAAUAUUAACUCAUUGCAAAGUAUUUUCAAUGGCGACUGUAAAAAUCUUAAAUUAUGAGAAGAGAAAAAGGUAGUGUUCAAUGAUCCAAUGAAGCUAUCACGUAAAGUAGCAAAAAAAGAUAGUAAUCUAAUUAAUCAUAACCAACUUUAAUUCUUCCCAAUCCAAAAAAGAUAGGAUCAAAAUUAGUUUGUAGUUGCCGACGUGAAGCAAGCUAGACACGUGGCAGACGACCUAUUAAUACUCCCGAGAUUUCCCACUUCUCCCAUCGGCUCUAAUUUUGUUUGCACCAAAAACACCGACCUUCUCGUCUGCUAUUCGCCGGCGGAAACCCAAGUUUUUUUAUUGCUACAAAAUGCUGACGCUUUCUCUCUCUAACAACUAUGUCCCCCGCAUCAUUUCUCCCGAUUCUCAUCAAAGCAGGGCUUUCUGCCGGCUUUCUCCGAAGCUGCUCCAGCUUCGCCAGCAACAGCCGUUUACUGGUCUCUGCUACAAUCCACUCCGAGAGCUGGUGAUGGCGAAGAGAGGUCGUAGAUUUGGUGCGGUUUGUUACUCUUCGCCGCUUGCUCCCAGGAAUCUGCAGUGGAUCUCUGCUGUUUCUACUGGAAUCCUGAUGAUAGCUAGGGGGACAGCUAUCCAGAAAUCCUUUCUUGUGCCUUUAUUUGCGCUCCAAGCACCUGGAAGCAUUAUCACAUGGAUGAAGGGCGAGUAUGGCAUGUGGACUGCCUUCUUGGCCCUUCUCGUUCGUCUGUUCUUCCAUAUCCCUGGGGAGUUGGAGCUGCCAUUUAUAACAUUUCUGUUGGUGAUUGUGGCUCCCCACCAAAUUAUGAGGCUUAGGGGAACCCAAGAAGGUGUUAUUCUGUCAUUGAUAAUAGCAGCUUAUCUGGCGUUCCUGCAUUUUAUUAGAGCUGGCAGCUUGGCAAAAUCUGUUGAACAAGGUUCAAUCCUAGCCACCAUAGCUACCAUCUGUAUCGUCCUUGUGCCUUGCUUGCUUCUAAUCUAGUUUUAAGUUGUAGGAAUAGCACCCAUUGGUCUGUACAAUGAUAAUCUGUCUACUUUGGUUUCCUGUUACAGGGAAGAUACUUUUUUACCAACAGAUUAGAUCCCAUAUGUACAUUUGCUUACUUUGUUGUGCUGUUUUGAAAUCAAUGAUAUUUAGCAUUUCACUUGUUA